UUAACAGUGUUGCUGCCAUAGUACGUACCCACCAGCUACGCACCGCUGCGAUACGACUGCCGACCGAGCUGAACGUCGACGCCAACUAGUUUUCCGCACGUACACGGCGACAGCGACCGGCGGCGUCAAUCGCACGCCGACCACCAACGCGAUCGUCUGCGCUCGUCCGUCUCGUCGAACCACCGACUACAUCGAUAAUACCCAUUAUUGUCGACGCCGUUGCUGUCACAGCGAUAGCUGUACUUGGCCGUGGUCAUUGUCUUAUGCCGAAAAUCGUUUCCGUACGGUUUUCCAACGAUUUCCGCACACCACCAAGUUAUCCGGUCGGAGCGUAGCUUUUCGCACACCACACGGCCAUCGCCGCAGGACAUCAUCAUGACGACCGACGAAUGGGGAUACGAAGAGUUUAACGGACCAAUGGUCUGGCCAAAACUAUUUCCACAAGCCGGCGGAUUAUUACAAUCACCAGUUAAUAUUGAAACUUCUAAAUCUACUAACGACAUGACCCUAAAGUGUAAACCUUUGUACUGGAAUUACUGCCCUGAAAUGUGCACAAAAAUUAUCAAUACCGGGUAUGGUUGGAAAGUGGAUGCUACUGGUGGUGAAGGAUCAGAACUCUCUGGUGGUCCAUUGGGACAUAAGUACAAAUUGGAACAGUUUCAUUGCCACUGGGGAUGCACUAGCUCCAAAGGAUCAGAACACACUGUUGAUGGAGUUCCUUAUGCGGGCGAGUUACACCUAGUCCAUUGGAAUUGUGAUAAAUACAAUUCGUUUUCUGAAGCCAUUGCACAUCCGGAUGGUUUGGCUGUACUUGGAGUGUUCUUACAGGCUGGAACCGAAUCUCACGAUGAAUUGGAAAAAAUUGUUUCAUUGAUUCCACAGGUUGCCUUACGAAACCAAACUGCUGAAAUAACCAAUUCCAUCAAUCCGACAAAUUUGUUGCCUGAGGACGUAACUUACUGGACAUAUCAUGGUUCACUCACCACUCCACCGUGUUCGGAAUGCGUUACAUGGAUCAUGUUCAAGAGUCCUUUAGAAGUUUCCGAAAAACAGCUGAACGCGUUCAGAAGCAUGAGGACAUGGACACCCGAAGAAUGUUGCUCGGAAGCGCACGGCGGACCUCAGCUGGUCAACAACUACAGGCCUCCACUGCCUCUUGGAAACAGGGUACUUAGAGAGUGCGGUGCCAUGUGAAACGUAUACGUCGGACUAGCAUAUUAUUAUAUUUUGUAUUGGUUGUAUAAUUAUAUUAUUGGCCGCCAUCUCCAAACACGUCUGACCGAGGACUUAGCGAGAAACCACCGCCACCACAUGCACCAGCAGAAGCUAACGUAUACGGAAUUAUUUAUUCUAAACAAUUUUUUUUUCCUUUUUUUUACGCGUUUCUAAAUAUAAUA
This is a messenger RNA of Melanaphis sacchari, 1397 nucleotides long. RefSeq names its product carbonic anhydrase 2 (gene CAH1). Lineage: Eukaryota; Metazoa; Arthropoda; Insecta; Hemiptera; Aphididae. Gene Ontology annotation, molecular function: zinc ion binding; carbonate dehydratase activity. The record is from RefSeq and is a predicted model, not a curated record. Gene Ontology annotation, cellular component: cytoplasm. The transcript has 7 exons. The coding region runs from base 376 to 1194 and encodes 272 amino acids.